This is a messenger RNA of Coregonus sp. 'balchen', 20775 nucleotides long. The record is from the annotation of a GenBank genome assembly. NCBI's taxonomy places the organism in Eukaryota, Metazoa, Chordata, Actinopteri, Salmoniformes, Salmonidae.
CCCACCUCAGCCUCCAACCCAGCCAUCGACACAGCCACUCCAGGAGACAACACCACUCCAGGAGACAACACCACUCCAGGAGACAACACCACUGCUGUAGACAACUAUGAUUUACCAUUUUCCACCAUAACCCCAAGCUCAGGCGUUCCUGAUCUAACUUUUGAUAACAUCCCUAUAAUCAAUUCCACCGGGAGGCCUAACGCCACGGAAACCACAACACUGAAGACCAGUCCAGGUAUGUUGGAGGUGCUGCUUUCACUUUAUGGUCAGUUUAUGGUCAAUGGUCGGUACCAGAGAUGGAGUCUCGAUCUCGUUGUCUUGGGGAUUGAGACCAGUCGAUAAAUACAGUCUCGGUCUCGAGGGGUCUAAGUCUUGACUCCAUCUCUGAUUGAUGCUAAUUUCCUACCUGCUUUGGUGGAGGUAAAGUAACAAAUCAUUUUUCUCAAGAUGGAUCUCCAGGAGCCACAUCCUGGACCUCACCACCGGACGUCUCUACGAAAAAGCCCCCAGCAGAGGCCAGCAGCACAGCUGCUAGCACUUCUGCUACUAGCACCACCAAGGAUACAAGUGAGUUGAUCUCACCAGAGUUAAGUGAAUUCAUUGUGAAGUGAAUCCAUUGUGAAGUGAAUCUAUUGUGAAGUGAAUCUAUUGUGAAGUGAAUCCAUUGUGAAGUGAAUCCACUGUGAAGUGAAUCCACUGUGAAGUGAAUCCACUGUGAAGUGAAUCCACUUAGAAAUGAUUCCAUCAGUACACAACUUGUAUGUUCUCUUUAUUUAAAAGGUUUGGCGGGAACUACUCAACCAAAACCCCCUGCGGGAAAAACGUCCAACCGCAUUGGUAACAUGAUUGCAUUUAAAAAUGUCUCAAACAUGCCCAACGAUGUGUGUUCUGACACCAAAUCUGAAUUGGUUAACCAUUUGUCAGAGUAACCAACAUUAUAAAUAACAUGAACAUUUAGGUCAUUUAGUCAUCGUAUUCAGAGUGACUUACAUGGCCUUUAUCUUGUUGCUCAAAAAUGGAUUGUUUUCUGUUUCUUAAUAGGAUUGAUCAUCCUGUUUGUGAUCAUCAUCACUGCCUUUGUGCUUGGAGCAGCAUGCUUAUUGACAAAGAAGAGGUCAAGGGUGAGUAAUGUAUAUGCUGUUUGUCAAAUUCAAUUCCAAUGUGAUUUGAUCAAUUCUAACAUUGUCUAACAAAGCUUCAACUUGGCUUUGUACAAACACCAAACGCUAGCGUUCAACUAUGUCUGUCGAUGCCUGUAUGCUUUCUAGCCCAUUGAAGUGUGUGUGUGUGUGUGUUGUACCCUGUUGUGUUUCCAGAGGUACUCCGUAGAUCUCCGAGACAGGCAUGAGGAUCUGCCUCUGAGUACUGCGGAACAUGACGCCGUGUUUGACAACUCCUCAACACAGAAGGGUGACAACAUAGAAUUACAUCACAUAUUUAUAGAAUAAAACAUGUAUUAUAUAUCUGUAUGGAGGAGGAUACACUCUACAUUAAUUUACACUAUCAUUAUCAAUGAUCCUCUACUACACAUUAAUAGUGUUAGGGAAAUUUAGACUUUGUAGAAACACCAAAACACUAAUGUUACUGUAACUGUAAACCCAAAUCAGAUUUAAUUCGUCACAUGCUUCGUAAACAACAGGUGUGGACUAACAGUGAAAUCCUUCCUAACAAUACAGAGAGAAAAAAAAAAACUGUACCACCAUAGCAUUUAAAAUAAAUAAGUAAUAAUGAGCAUCUAGCUAAUGCUACUGCACAUUAACUCGUGGUCAAACUGAUAAUACAUGUUUGACUGUAGUAGUAACCAUGACUAAUGCAUGUUGUCUUUGAUCACUUCUCCAGGGAUGGACACCUUUACCGCCGUGGGUCUCAACAGCACCGAGGUCCUGGUUAAGGGAAGUGAGGGAGGAAGAGGUGAGACUGAUGAAGUAAUGGACAAGUGCUCUGAAGUGAGAGAGGGCGCUAGACACGGGAGGUGGAGGGUGGGGUGGGGGUUAAAGGAAGGGGAAAGUAGACACGGGGAGAUGGGGAGAUGGGGGGGUAAAGGAGGGGAGAUCGACACAGGGAGAUGGGGGGGUAAAGGAGUGGGAAAAAGACACAGGGAGAUGGGGGGGGGUAAUGGAGGGGAAGAUAGACACAGGGAGAUAGACACAGGGAGAUGGGGGGUAAAGGAGGGGGAGAUAGACGUGGGGGGAAGGAGGGGGAGAUAUACACAGGGAGAUGGGGGGUAAAGGAGGGGGAGAUAUACACAGGGAGAUGGGGGGUAAAGGAGGGGGGAGAUAGACGUGGGGUGGAAGGAGGGGGAGAUGGGGGUAAAGGAGGGGGAGAUAGACACAGGGAGAUGGGGGAUAAAGGAGGGGGAGAUAGACACAGGGAGAUGGGGGGUAAAGGAGGGGGAGAUAGACGUGGGGGGAAGGAGGGGGAGAUAUACACAGGGAGAUGGGGGGGUAAAGGAGGGGGAAGAUAUACACAGGGAGAUGGGGGGGUAAAGGAGGGGGAGAUAGAGUGGGGGGGAAGGAGGGAGAUAUACACAGGGAGAUGGGGGUAAAGGAGGGGAGAUAAACACAGGGAGAUGGGGGGUAAAGGAGGGGGAGAUAGACGUGGGGGGAAGGGGGAGAUAUUUCACAGGGAGAUGGGGGUAAAGGAGGGGGAGAUAUACCCAGGGAGAUGGGGGUAAAGGAGGGGGAGAUAGACCCCAGGGGAUGGGGGGUUAAAGGAGGGGGAAAAUAGACGUGGGGGGAAGGAGGGGGAGAUAUACACAGGGAGAUGGGGGUAAAGGAGGGGGAGAUAUACACAGGGAGAUGGGGGUAAAGGAGGGGGAGAUAGACACAGGGAGAGGGGGGGGAAAGGAGGGGGAGAUAGACGGGGGGGAAGGAGGGGGAGAAUACACGGGAGAGGGGGUUUAAAGGGGGGGGAAUUGGGAGGGGGGGGGGGGGGAAAAAAACACAGGGAGAUGGGGGGGUAAAGGAAUGGAAUAUAGACACAGUGAGGUGGAGAAGGGGGGGGGGGGGGGUAAAGGAGAGGGAGACAGACACAAGAGCAUCUUCCUCAGGUAAGUAAGUAGCCUUGCAUGAGUCUUGGCUUGGGUGAGCCGGAAUGGCUCAUAGGAGCAGGAUCUCCUGUUUCCGUAGCGUGAGGCACCCCUUUCCUCAGGUACUCAGUCAUUAUGAUGUGACUGAAGUGGCUAGUAGAAAAAUACAUGUACUGUCCUCUCAUUGGGUCAGUUUGCUGGGCCUAUGACAGUGUGCCCCCAAAAGAGGCACAAUUCUCAAUAGUUUUAGUUUUUAUCUGAGUUAUUGCACAGUGAUCUGUCAAGUGUGAUGUAUUGUUUGGUUACUGGAAUGGGUUUUGUGUUCAGAGUGGAUUUCCUCUUUUGCAACAGCCGUUAAAGAGAAGAGAGAAGGAAGUCGAUGUGUGUUAACUAUACUGUACAUUCAUAGUUAUCUACAUUUUAAAAUGACCAGAGUCCCAGCUGAAAUAAUAAAAUGUUCAACUUCAUUUUAAAACGUAAUGUUAUCUUGUGUGGCAGGUGUGUGGGGAUAAUGCGAUAACACUGCUCUUGCCGGCUCUUGCUCAUAUCACUGUUUUUAUUCAAGUUGAUGCUUGAAUAAAAACAGUGAUAAGAGCACUGUGUGAGGUUUAGAGUCCCUAAGAGCUUGCAGUUACGGUCACGACCGAAAUGAUUGGCACCCUUGAUAAAGAUGAGCAAAAAAGACUGUGUCAAAUAAAUAAUGCAAAUACUGAGCUGUAUUGUAUGGGAACAUUAUAUUACUAAUACAAUUGCUCAAAGAAAAAUAUUUUGUUUAACAAGUAAUAAAACGAAUCUAAAAAAAGAUGGUAUCAAAAUGAUUAGCAUCCCUAAUGAUUCUUAUAAAUAAAAUCAAACAAAAUUGAAUCAGCUUUAACAUUGUAGUAAAAAAAAUAAUAAUCUAAGCUUAAAGGGGAACUCUAUUCAAAAACUAUAUUUGAGUGUUUUUUCAUUAGUCCACUGUUGAUACAGUCCCAAAAUGUUUUGCAUGUCAGCAGUCAAGUUUUCAAGAUAUUGGCCUUUCAAUAAGAAUAAUGAUUUUUUUUUUUGGGGGGGGGGGGGGGGGGGGGGUGCUCAUAUUUGUCCUGUUACACACAAAUGUGUAAUGGAAAUGUGUUUUUUUGCAUAUCACAACUCCCCCUGAUGACACAAAAAGCAUAAUUUAAGGAACUGUAUUGUGGCUUUUCAUGGCUUCCUGUUUCACUGGGGUUCAAAAAGGUAACACGCAUGUAAAAUCCAUUUGUCCUCCAUCACCAUGGGGAAAAGCAAAAAAACUAACAAAUAUACUGCUUACCACUUUUAAGGCAACAAUUACAAAGUAUAAAACAGUGGUAAACAUGCCUGGUAGAGGACCCAAGUGUAUGUUGUCCCCAAUCACAGUGAGGAAGAUGGUUCGGGAGGCAAAGUAAAGACCAAGGGUCAUAGUUGGAGAAUUACAGAACUUGGUCGCAUCCUGGGGUCACCAAGACACCAAAUCUACAAAUAGACGCCACCUCCAUGCCAAUAGGAGCCUUUAUAAAAACACCUUUAUUGAUCAACCAACAAAUGUAAACGCCUGGUGUUUGCUAAACAGCAUUGGCACUUGGAUUGGAACCGGGUGCUAUGAUCAAAUUCGACAAAAAUAGAGCUCUUUGGUCAUGCACACCAGUGAUGGGUUUGGCGUUUGAAAGAAGGAUGCAUAUGCAGAAAAAAACCCUCAUACAUACUAAGAUAUGGUGGUGGAUCUUUGAUGUUGUGGGGCUGCUGGUCCUGGGGCCCUUGGUAAGGUCAAUGGCAUCACGAACUCUACCAAGUUACAGAACAUCUUCGUCAAAAACCUGGUUGCUUCUGCCAGGAGGCUGAAACUUGGCCGCAAGUGGAUCUUCUGGCAAGAAAAUGACCCCAAGCACACAUCAAAAUCCACAAAGAAAUGGUUAAUUGACCACAAAACGAAACAUUUGCUGUAGCCAUCUCAUCUCCGGACUUUUGACAGCUAUCCUUUUUAUUUAUUACCUGUUAAACAAAAUAUUUUUUUUGUGAGCAAUUGUAUUAAUAUAAAAUAAUAUAAUUUCCCAAAAACGUUGAGCAUACAAUAUAGCUCAGUAUAAUGUAUUUAUUUGAUACAGUCUUUUUGCUCAUCUUUAUCAAGGGUGCCAAUCAUUUUGGUUGUGAUUAUAGAUAAGAGCUUCCCCACUGGGCAAAAACUGGUUGAAUCAACAUUGUUUCCAGGUGGAAAAACUGUUAGAAUCAACUUGGAAAACUGAUUUGAUUAGAAAGAAGUCAUAAAUGUAAGGGAUUUUUUAUUUAAUUUUUUUAACCUUUUUAGCCUAAAUCCAAUGAGAUGGUGACAUUUUUUGUCAUGUUGAAUGCCCGUUAGUUAACAACUCAACCAAAUGUACUGUAAAUCAAACUAGAUGUUGAACUGCCCAGUGGGUCAGCUCUCAUUGCCCACUCCUUUGCGACACCAUGGUCACCAUUCAUAACACAUUUGAUUUGUAAAAUGUUUUCUCACGCCCCAGGCAAACUCUGCCAGGUGUCAGAUCAUACAUAGGAAAUACUUUGAAUAACCAGAGCCGCAUGACUCGUGGAGGUUGAUAUGCGAUAAUAGACUGUAUGACACGUGUGUGUGUGACUUCAGUCUGAUCUCGUGUGAUAACCUCCAUAUAAGGAGUAGACUGACGUCGAUGCAGCAGACCUGGGUUCAAACAGUAUCAGAUUUCUUGCCAACGCGUUAAGCGUUUGACUGAGCCUUUCUGGAGUGUCAGAUAGGAAGGGUUUACGCAUUUGGGACUAUUACAAAACGUCAAAUGAUUAGCAUGAAGUUGCCCAUGCAUUCCAGUGCGCUCAAUAUUUUGAAUGUAAUACUAGAGACACUAGAAAAUGGAAUGUCCCAUCUUGCUCCAUUGAGUGACAGCACCCAACCUACUCUGUGGUGAGGUGCAGUACUAACGUCCGCCACUGGAUGGAAACAAAAGCCUAGAGAAUGAACAGGAGAGUAAAAAUCACAGAGCAAGUUGUUCAUUGGCUUUGAUGGAUAUGUAACUACAGCUUCUAUUGUAUAGGCUACCCUUGAUAUGUUCUUGUGUUAUAAGACAUUACCUUUUAUACUUCGGUAUAUUAUUCUCAGUGAUUUAAACAGAAGACGUUUCAAAAUAGUGACACGUUUUGUGUCAGAAAAUCCACAGCUCAGCCUCCCGAGUGGUGCAGUGGUCUAAGGCACUGCAUCGCAGUGCUAGCUGUGCCACUAGAGAUCCUGGUUCGAGUCCAGGCUCUGUCGCAGCCGACCGGGAGACCCGUGGGGCGGCGUACAAUUGGCCCAGCGUCGUCCAGGUUAUGGGAGGGUUUGGCGGGAAGGGAUGUUCUUGUCCUAUCGCGCACUUGCGACUCCUGUGGCUGGCCGGACGCAGUGCACGCUGACACGGUCGCCAGGUGUUUCCUCCGACACAUUGGUGCGGCUGGCUUCCGGGUUAAGCGGGCAUUGUGUCAAGAAGCAGUGCAGCUUGGCUGGGUUCUGAUGACGCACGACUUUCGACCAUCGCCUCUCAGUACGGGAGUUGCAGCGAUGGGACAAGACUGUAACUACCAAUUAGAUACCACGAAAAAGUGGUAAAAAAUAAAUACAAUCAGAAAAUCCCACAGCUCUAAUAUGCUGCUCAGCUGGCUGUGGGUGAGCGUAUCUAUUUCAAGAGUGCUAUCUUGUCAAACAAGUGUAUCGUCCUCAACUCCAUCUUAUCUGCAAAGUAAACAUGUUAAUGUACUAAAUAGGGCUCUCACCUGACCUUUUUUUGAAAAUCUAGGCGCACGCCCGCAAGACCAUUUAGGAGCACAAUUAAAAAUAUUUGAGAUAUUAAAGCUAGAAUCCUACAUUUUUCUAGGUGCACUGGUGUUCCUAAAUUAAAAUUCCAGAUCGCACAGGAAAAUAUUUAGCCAAAUGUGCGAGUAAAAUGGUCUCACUGUUGAGCCCUGCUAAAUAAUCCUGGAUGUCAGGCCUCAGACACCUGUGUAAUAAAACACACAUUGUGAAAUAAUGAAAACAUCAACAGUUCUAGUGGGAGAAGGGAACGUCAUGUAGCAUUAGCUGUUUAAUUAUUCUCAAUCUGUGAUAGUCCUUCCUUUGACAUUUCAUUCAGGUUGAAAGUGAUUGGAAUGGGUCUUCCCAGGCUUUGUGACUGUCAUGUCUGAGCUUGUAUUUCUUUCUCUCUCUGCCCUGGGCCAUACUUUGUGGAAUUGGUCAGUUUUGAUUGCAGCAUUUAAAAGUAACUACCCUUCAAAUAGUUUUAUCCUCUCCUUUUUCAAAAUCAUCAACUCAAGACGUUGCAUUGACAAAAUGAUGGCUUCUCAGACAGACAGCUAAACUGGUAAUAGGAUUCUACAGGUGCACAUCAUUUUUGACUGCUGUUUUGAUACACCUCAGUGGCAACAGACAUCUACUACUUUUUCAGCUCUUCCGGCCACAACCUUUCAACUUGACUAUUUUCUGUGCUCUUUCCAGAAGAGAUUAAGUCAAACAAAUAAAACUAUGGUCUGGGGAGGUGUGAAUUCCACUGUUGUAACAGCAUACUGCUACCCCAUGACUUAAAGUCAGUCUGUUAAAAAUGAUAAGACAACUGUCACUAGUACUGGGUUUGAGAUGGACAAAAUGGAAAGACUCUUCAUGUGAAUGAAGCAGAGUAAUGAGAACUCCAUUAGAAUGAAGUACGCACACACACACACCAAACGCGCUCAAACACAAAGGCCCACAGCCACACACUUACACAUGGUCUCUAUUACCUCUGUGGUCUUUAUGGGUCAGUGCCAAGAUGCUUGCAGUGCAGUCAGUCUCCUUUACUAGAGGUGUGGAGAGAAAGCCCUUUUUAAAUAUCUGGGUUGUUGUUGGUCCUCUGUUUAUGUAUUUGUGUUCCUUUUUGUGGUUUGGCUUGACCAAAAUGUCCUACAUGUCCGUCAGCUGAUCGAUUUGGUCGACUUCGACUUUGUAGUAUUGUUUCUCAGUACCAUGAUGUAAGGGUUAGAUUAUGUUUUUGUAAAUACGUACUUGGUUUGAUGUUGUAAGAAAUCAAAUCAAAUCAAAUUGUAUUUGUCACAUGCGCCGAAUACAACAGGUGUAGACCUUACAGUGAAAUGCUUACUUACAAGCCCUUAACCAAAAACCCUAACAUUAUCAUUCAUCCUAGCUAGCACGCAGAGAUCAAUGCCCUGGCCGCACUAAUUAGUCAGCUACUCUCAACUUGUACCUCUGCCAGCCGCUCUCUCCUUCUUAGCUUUGGCUCCAGCUGUGAGGGAUGUCCUGACCUGAAACAUAACCUUAAUCUCUACCAACUGCUCCGGCGACCGACCAUGACACUUUCUUUUCUCAAUUAUUGAGUCUGGUCCCAGAGACUGAUUAGCCCUCAUCAAGGUUAAUUACAGAUCUCACUCUCCAUUCCCACAUUCCCUUGGACAGUAAAAUAGCGUGUUGGCUUUGAGUGAGUCAGGGGGGCCUGGGAGAAACUGAACUAAUGAUGGGGAUUAGCGUUAGCAACCAGACACUGAGUGGUGCGGUGGGGGGCUGACCGUCAGAGAGACACACACACACACACACAGCUUUGUUUUCAUGCAUUUUCAGGACAUUUUGGGGAGUAAAAAUGUAUUCCCUAUUUUCCUAAACCUAACCUUAACCCCAAACUCUAAACCUAACCUUUAAGCCAAAAAUAGCAUUUAACAAAUUCAGGACAUGAAAAAAGUCCUGAUUUUUCAAAAUGUGUCUUGUUUACCUACCUUGUCAGCACAUUCUGAUGACUUGUCAGCACAUUCUGAUGACUUGUCAGGACAUUGUGAUGACUUGUCAGGACAUUGUGAUGACUUGUCAGGACAUUGUGGUCCUGAUAAGGUAGGAAAACGUGUACACACACACACAGUAGCCAGAGGUAGCAAUAGUGGUUAACAGAUAGCGGUUUACAGAUAUGUCCUGUCCAGAACAGCAGUGGUGUUACCCCCCCACCCAAGCCUCCUAGCCUACUUGCCCCCUCAGCCCCCCCAUCACCUUGGGUAAGAUAAUAAUGAGGCGGCCAUACUUUCCCACAGCUCUUAACCAGCUGUGUGGCGCUGCUCUCCCAGCCAGGCCUGGUCAGUAAUCAGGACCUCAUUAGGCGACCAACCAGAGGCCUGGCUCUGGCCUGGAUCAGCUGGUUUAGUAGAGGAGAAAUCCCCCAACAGUCAAAUUGGGCAGAAAACAGUCUUGUAGGAACAGAAAGAGAAACACUGCAGGGCAGGAAACUCAGAUAGGAAAUGCUGUCAUUAUAGUAAUGCUUAGGGGUAAUGACAAAGCACAGUGUUGCAGAGCAAGGUAAAUAUGCCUUUCUUAGGUGGGAAUUGGGUGAAAAUGGGGGCGGCAGGUAGCUUAGUGGUUAAGAGCGUUGUGCCAGUAUCCGAAAGGUCGCUGGUUCUAAUCCCCGAGCCGACUAGGUGAAAAAUCUGCUGAUGUGCCCUUGAGCAAGGCACUUAACCCUAAUUGCUCCUGUAAGUCUCUCUGGAUAAGAGCGUCUGCUAAAUGACUCAUAAUAAUAAUAAAUAAAAUGUGUUAACUACAGGUAUAUGCAAUUGUGUGGUGUUGAAAUGUGCUGUGUCAAGCUAUUCUGACAUAUUGUGUGUAUAAUUUGACUGGAUUUGUUUACCUAGGCUGCAAUUCUUGUACAAUAUAUACAUUACACAUCUUUUUGCCCAAAAAUCAUGUGAUGAAUCAUCUGAAUGCCUAACUGAGCAUGGAUGGACUUGAUAUCUUCCAAUAUGUUAGACACUGACAUGAUUAGCUCUGUACUCCCUCCGCAGCAGAUAGUGAGAAAAGCUCUGACCACCCUCCACCUGCCAGCCCUGUGGACAAACCUGAUGCUGUGGCCCCUGGAGAUGUGGCCGCUGGGGCCCCUGGAGUUGUGGCCGCUGGGGCCCCUGGAGUUGUGGCCCCUGAGGCCCCAGUGGGGGAGACUGACGACGAGAACACUGUCUCCAACAAGACCUCAGUGGAGUCAGUGGAGGCCAACGAGAACAACAACAACAACAACACCAUCACCACAGCCAGGAUCGCUACAACAACACCAAGAGGUUGGUAUAGUUCAAUAUCUGCUACAACCUCUCCAUCCUCUGUGUGUGUCGUUCUGACGGGUUGGGAUAAAAGAGAAGUCACAUUUCCGUUGAACAUUUCUAUACAUCUUCUUCUAACGUCAUGGUAUCUAUGGCUAUUGAUGUCAUGUUGUUCCUCGCCGUUCAUAAAAAGUGGGCUAAACAAACCACACCUCUCUUGGCUUCUUUGCGUCGUUUGAAAAUACAACGAGACAGAUUGGUUUAUCCACUUCCUCUUUCUCUGUAAUUGACUCAGGGAUACAAUGUUGAACAGAAGUGUUCUACUAUAUCUUGAACAUGCCUCCCCUGGGGAGAAUGUAAUUAACACAGGAUGGUGAUAGCUCCACAGCUCCCAGACUAUGUCCAUAUCUUAGGGCGAAGAAUUCUUCUAUAAUUGUGUGGUGAAGACUGAACCAACAACUCAACAGGACAUUUAGUUCAAGCUGUCGUUGUCUAAAGCAAAAGACAGUCAAUAGUUGUGGCGUUCCUCAUAGCAGUGGAAAAUAGGUUCAUGCACACUUGGGACGCUUGAGUGAGUUUUAAAUGUCUUGUGAAAAGCAUCACUACAUGGUCAAGCCAUUGCAAGUGACAGGCAAUGGUUAGCAGCAGAUGUGUGUAUUUGACCUUUCCCCUUUACUAAGAGAUGUCCUAGAGCUCAAUCCGAGACAGAACUCCAGUUGGCCUUUCAGUCUUUCAGAGGUCCAAAAAUGCAUGGAAUGUUUGUAAACUGUGGCUAUACGGUCACUCGUAAGGAUGACUAUAGGACACAUAUUCCAUUGUUUAGUCCCACUACUAUUGGAUGGUUCUACAGUAUAUGAUUCAGAACACAUGUUCUACCCAUCACAUCACAUCGGUAUUGAAUGUUCUACUUUGGCAGGGAUGAAUGUUCUACUUUGGCAGGGAUCCUGACUUUAGGUCUGCUGCCAUUACUCAAAUAUUUUCUGGAAUGUAUGAGUGCAGGGAUACAAGUAUCUUAUAUCAGCAUGCAUCCUUUUGUAACCAUGGUGAAAUGUAGCUAUAGGUCUAGGGUUAACACUCCCCAUGUUCAUCACUUCAUCUAUGUCCUGUCUCCUCAUUAUGUUGUUUCUCUUCUCUCUCUCUCUCUCUCUCUCUCUCUCUCUCUCUCUCUCUCUCUCUCUCUCUCUCUCUCUCUCUCUCUCUCUCUCUCUCUCUCUCUCUCUCUCUCUCUCUCUCUCUCUCUCUCUCUCUCGUCUCUCACUCUCACUCUAUCUCACUCUUACUCUCACACACACACACUGUCUCAGGAUGGGCCAUUACCAGCAGCUUCUCUGAGGUUCCUCUGGACAACCCAGCCUAAAAGAGAUCCUCCUUUAUCUGCAGCCCCUUCACAACCACGGUAAGCCCACAUCGGACCCCCAGUUAGCCCCCAACAGACCCUCAGACAGCCCCCAUCGGACCCCCACCGUAACCCCUAGAUCCCCAAUCACUCCCCAACCUCCCCCCUGCAGCUGCUGAACCACUUCCCCAGCUCAGGUGUUAGUAAACGGAUCAGCCCCGGCCAGGUCAGCAGGCCGCAAACGACUUUUGCUGGAAGUGCCAGAAGUGUUACUGAACCGGUCUCCCUGAAUGAACAUUGCAGUAUAAAUAGGACGUCAUAACCACCAAUCUACCGGUACUGCUGGUUAUUAACAUGUCAUUAUCUAUCUGCAUUAGAUUAUGGGUUCCCAUCUUCGUAAAUCUUCUUGACGAGGCUAAUCCACAUUGAUUUAUAUAUAUAUUCCUUGAAGGGAUGUUUGUGGUUGUCGAUGCAUCUGGACUCAAUUCUCCAUUGACAGUCAUAAGAUAUUGCAGCAUAUAUAUAAGUUUAAUUACUUGUGUAGGGAGGAUUUAUAUAGGCUCCUGGUUGAGUGAGGGGGACAUAUGUAGGCGUAUUUGUUAUACCUCUGCAAUUUUCUAACUUAGUUAUUGGACAGAUGUCAUUUAGCCUCUACAAGAACAAGUCGUACUGUUAGAUGGAAACGACCACAACUUGCGCAUCAAAUAUCUUCCACAAUCUACCAAACAGCUCCCAACCAUCUAAAAUAUCUCCUUGCCCACUUGCCGCAAAACAAUGCAUUUCCGAUUUCCACUCAUACUCUCUCAUAUACCUUUUCUGCUCAUACCUCUGUUUCUUAUCUCAUUUCGAUCAGGCAUUCUAGAUAGAUUCCUCAGACAGACCCCAGCAGUUUGGGUCCUCUCAGUCAGUCAGACAGGAAGUUAUAAAUAUAGCCCACUGCACCUGUGUUCCUCUUCUCUCUGAAGCCUGCCGCCAGUGUAGUGCUGCAGCCUAGGGCCUGGACCUUGAAGACCUGAGGAAUCCACCCCGCUCUUAACAGACGAUGAUAGGCCCAGAUCUUAGGCCCUGCCGCCGAGACGCAUCGUGUUAACAGUCACGGAUCGUGUCCCUUAUCACAAAAAAGCAGUCCCCCAGAAAUCCCUGGCAUCUCAGGUCCAUCUUGGGUUGUCAAUCCCUCACUUGUUCGCACCCCUCUCGUCCGUCCUCCCCCCUUUCUCUAUCGCUCUGUCAGUAGUUUUGCUUGGCAUGCUUUUUUGUGUGACCCUUAAGAUGACCUGUAGUGUUGACAUUUCCUCAUACUGUAUAGUAGAAUCACAUAAUGUAGAAAUAUGUCUAGUGACCAUCCCUUAUAAAACUACAUUUACAGCAGAAUGAAUUAGGUCUUAUAAAACUACAUUUACAGCAGAAUUAAUUAGCUCUUACAAAACUACAUUUACAGCAUCAUGAAUUAGCUCUUAUAAAACUACAUUUACCACAGCAUCAUGAAUUAGGUCUUAUAAAACUGUAUUUACAGCAUCAUGAAUUAGGUCUUACAAAACUGCAUUUACAGCAUCAUGAAUUAUGUCUUACAAAACUACAUUUACAACUAGCCGGUGCCCCCGCACAUUGACUCUGCAACGGUACCCCCCUGUAUAUAUAGCCUCCCUACUGUCACUUUAUUUUACUUCUGCUCUUUUUUUUUUCUCAACACUUUUAUUUUUAUUUUUAUUUUUUAUUUUUUACUUUUUUUGUUUAAAAUAAAUGCACUGUUGGUUAAGGGCUGUAAGUAAGCAUUUCACUGUAAUGUCUGCACCUGUUGUAUUCGGCGCAUGUGACCAAUAAAAUUUGAUUUGAUUUGAAUUAGCUCUUAUAAAACUACAUUUACCACAGAAUGAAUUAGGUCUUAUAAAACUGAAUUGAUAGAAUAAUGAAUUAGGUUAUGUAGGAGAGUGCAGUUAGAAGUGAAGGCUACUGCCUAGCACCCCUGACAAACCUGUCCUGUCUGGUAUGAAGGAAAGGCUGGAUCAGAGGGCUGGGGAUUUGUAAGGCAGCCCGUUGCAGGUCAGUAGGAGGAGAGGAGAGACUGUGGACUAAUGGAUACAUUUGAAUGAUUACUGUUUUUUAUAAUGCAGGUAUGCAUGUAUACACUACGUAUGUACACAAAUAUGCACAGUGUAACCAUAGUCAUUCUUAAAGAUGACUGACGUGUCUCCAAUCUCCAUCUUUAAGGUGGGUGAAAACAUCAGAGAAAUUCUUGCUAGCUUCAAAUAAGGUGGCUAUGCUGUGGCUGUGUAUGUAAUUACAAUCGUCGUCUUCAGACCGCCAUAAUUAGUUCAUUAGAGGAUUGGAUACUUGGUGUCAGUAGCUGAGUGUAGAUGCGGUGAGGAAUCAAGCGCAGGAAACACAGGCGUUCGUCAACAGACUUUAGUAACAAAAAUAACAGCACCAAACAGGCGAACAGCCAACCCAACCGGGAGGCAAAAUACAAAGUACGCACAACAGACACAGUGCGUAAAAAUGACGAUAGCGCACACAGUACGGACUCUCGGACAAACAACAAUCCUGAGAGUAAUAUCAAAGAGCAACAGCUUGACAAAUAAACAAUACCACAUAACACCUGCCCCCACACACGAAAACUAAAUAGGCAACCAAAUCAAACACUAACAAGGGACAGGUGUACAAACAGACAAAACCAAACAAACAUGAAACAUCGAACGGUGGCAGCUAGUACUCUGGGGACGACGACCGCCGAAGCCUGCCCGAACAAGGAGGAGGAGCAGCCUCGGCCGAAACCGUGACAGUACCCCCCCCUUGACGCCGAUCCCGGCCUCGGGGACGACCAGGACGACGCGGAGCAGGGCGCGUAGGAUGACCCCGAUGGAACUCGGUCAGCAGGGACAGGUCUAAUAUGUCCCUCCUCGGCACCCAGCACUGCUCCUCCGGGCCGUACCCCUCCCACUCCACGAGAUAUUGGAGACCCCCCAUCCGGCGUCUCGAAUCAAGGAUGGACCUCACAGUGUACGCCGGAGCCCCCUCGAUGUCCAACGGGGGCGGAGGAGUCUCUUCUAUCUCAUAGUCCUGGAGUGGACCAGCUACCACCGGCCUGAGGAGAGACACAUGGAACGAGGGGUUAAUAUUCCUGUAAUCAAUAGGCAGUUCUAACCUGUAACACACCUCGUUCAACCUCCUCAGGACUUUGAAUGGCACCACAAACCGCCGACCCAGCUUCCGGCAGGGCAGGCGGAGGGGCAGGUUUCUGGUCGAGAGCCAGACUCGAUCUCCAGGUGCGUAUACAGGCCCCUCACUGCGGUGGAGAUCGGCGCUCGUCUUAUGCCGACAGAUGGCCCGCUGCAGAUGAACGUGGGCAGCGUUCCAUGUCUCCUCCGAGCGCCGCACCCACUCAUCCACCGCAGGGGCCUCGAUCUGGCUCUCGUGCCAAGGUGCCAGAACCGGCUGGUACCCUAACACACACUGGAAAGGGGUUAGUUGGGUGGAGGAGUGGCGGAGAGAGUUCUGCGCCAUCUCGGCCCACGGAACGUAUCUCGCCCACUCCUCCGGCCGGCCCUGGCAAUAAGACCUCAGAAACCUACCCACAUCCUGGUUGACACAUUCAACCUGCCCAUUACUCUCCGGGUGGUAACCCGAGGUAAGGCUCACCGAAACCCCCAACCGUUCCAUAAACGCUCUCCACACUCUGGAGGUGAACUGGGGGCCUCGAUCAGACACUAUAUCCUCGGGUACCCCGUAAUGCCGGAAGACAUGGGUAAACAGAGCCUCAGCGGUCUGUAGGGCAGUAGGGAGACCCGGCAUGGGAAGGAGACGACAGGCCUUCGAGAACCGAUCCACAACGACCAGGAUGGUAGUAUUCCCCUGUGAGGGGGGAAGGUCUGUAACAAAGUCCACCGAGAGGUGGGACCAGGGUCGUUGUGGAACGGGCAGGGGUUGUAGCUUACCCCUGGGCAAAUGUCUGGGCGCCUUACACUGGGCACACACCGAACAGGAGGAGACAUAAACCCUCACAUCCCUGGCUAACGUUGGCCACCAGUACUUAGUGCUAAGGCAGUGAACUGUCCGGCCGAUACCUGGAUGUCCAGAGGAGGGGGACGUAUGAGCCCAAUAAAUGAGGCGAUCGCGUACCUCGAGCGGAACGUACGUCCGACCCACUGGACACUGUGGAGGACUUGGGUCGGUGCGUAACGCCCGCUCGAUCUCUGCAUCGACCUCCCAUACCACCGGUGCCACCAGACAAGACUUUGGUAGUAUGGGAGUGGGCUCAACGGACCUCUCCUCCGUGUCAUACCGCUGAGACAGGGCAUCUGCCUUCCCGUUCUGGGACCCAGGGAUGUAAGUGAUUUUAAACACAAACCGGGCUAGAAACAUAGUCCAGCGGGCCUGGCGAGGAUUCAGUCUCCUAGCUGCCCGGAUGUAUUCCAGGUUACGGUGGUCAGUCAAAAUGAGGAAAGGGUGUUGAGCCCCCUCAAGCCAAUGCCUCCACACCUUUAGGGCCUGUACCACGGCUAACAGCUCCCUGUCCCCUACGUCAUAAUUCCGCUCCGCCGGACUGAGUUUCUUAGAAUAAAAAGCACAGGGGCGGAGUUUAGGUGGUGUGCCAGACCGUUGUGAGAGGACGGCCCCAAUACCGGCCUCGGACGCGUCUACCUCUACCUGGAAUGGUAAAGCGGGAUCCGGAUGCGCCAACACCGGCGCCGAGGUAAACAGGUCCUUCAGUCUCCCAAAAGCCCUGUCCGCCUCAGCUGACCACCGCAAGCGCACCGGACCCCCCUUCAACAGAGACGUUAUGGGAGCUGCCACCUGUCCAAAACCCCGGAUAAACCUCCGAUAGUAAUUCGCAAAACCCAAGAACUGUUGCACCUCUUUCACAGUGGUUGGGGUUUGCCAAUUACGCACAGCUGACACCCGGUCAACCUCCAUCUUCACCCCUGACGCAGACAACUGAUAACCCAAAAAGGAGACCGACUUCUGAAAGAACAGACAUUUCUCUGCCUUGACAUGUAGGUCAUGCUCCAACAGCCUCCUCAACACUCGGCGCACCAGGGCUACAUGCUCUGCUCGGGUAGAACUGUACACCAGAAUAUCGUCGAUGUACACGACUACUCCCUGCCCCUGCAUGUCCCGGAAAAUCUCAUCGACGAAGGAUUGGAAGACUGAGGGAGCAUUCAUUAACCCAUAUGGCAUGACGAGAUACUCGUAAUGACCGGAGGUCGUGCUAAACGCUGUCUUCCAUUCAUCGCCCUCUCUAAUGCGCACCAAGUUAUAUGCGCUCCUGAGAUCCAAUUUUGUGAAGAACUGAGCACUGUGUAAUGAUUCCGUCAUAGUCGCAAUCAGAGGAAGUGGAUAGCUGUACUUCACCGUAAUCUGAUUGAGACCGCGGUAAUCAAUACACGGGCGCAGACCUCCAUCCUUUUUCUUCACAAAAAAGAAGCUCGAGGAAGCGGGUGAAGUGGAGGCCCGUAUGUAUCCCUGUCUCAGAGACUCGGCGAUGUAAGUUUCCAUCGCCUUCCUCUCCUCUUGAGACAAGGGAUACACAUGGCUUCGCGGGAGGGCUGCUCCUAACUGGAGAUCUAUCGCACAAUCCCCCUGUCUAUGAGGCGGCAGCUGCGCCGCCCUAGUCUUACUAAACACCAGUGUCAAAUCCUCAUACUCGGGGGGAAUGUACAGUGCAGGCAUUAGAUUCGGACUUUCCACCGAGGUCGCCCCUAUGGAAACACCCAGACACAGCCCCUCACACUGAGCAGACCACCCUUUAAGAGCUUUCUCUCGCCACGAAAUAGUAGGAUCAUGGGUAAUCAACCAGGGAAGCCCCAGCACCACCGGAUACGCAGGAGAGUCAAUCAGAUAGAGCUGAAUCGUCUCCUCAUGACCCCCCUGCGCCUCCAUCUUAAGGGGCGCUGUGACCUCCCUAAUCAACCCAGAUCCUAACGGACGGCUAUCUAGGGCAUGUACAGGGAAAGGCUUAUCAACGGGAAGGAGAGGAAUCCCUAAUUCUACACAGAACUGGCGAUCUACAAAGUUCCCAGCUGCGCCUGAAUCGACUAGCGCCUUAUGCUGGGAACGAGGUGCUACCUGUGGAAAACAAACAGGCAAGGUUAUGUGAACGACAGAAAGCUCUGGGUAAGUAGGGCGCCUACUCACCUGGGAGGACUCCCCAAUGCGUGGCCUGCAUUCACCUCCACCGGGGGACCUUCCCCAACACCUAGCCGCGGUGUGCCCUCCACGGCCACAGUUGGUGCAGGGGACGGCCCCCCUCGGGUUCCUACUCCUCCUUUCUCUAGCGCCAGCACCUCCGAGCUCCAUAGGGCUCGGCUCGGAGGUGCUGGAGGGUGAAAUGGGCGACCCCCAUCCGGGACGCCCACGGGUGGCGAGCAGGGUGUCCAACCGAAUGGCCAUGUCGACUAGUUGGUCAAACGUCAACAUGGUAUCCCUGCACGCCAACUCUCUUUGGACGUCCUCCCGGAGGCUACAACGGAAGUGGUCUAUGAGGGCCCGCUCAUUCCACCCUGCAUCUGCCGCUAGAGUCCGGAACUCCAGGGCAAAAUCCUGUGCGCUCCUCAUCCCCUGUCGGAGGAAGAACAGACGCUCCCCCGCCGCCUUCCCUUCUGGUGGAUGGUCGAACACGGCCCGGAAGCGGCGGGAGAACUCCGCAUAAGUGAUGGUAGCGGCGUCCAUUCUCCUCCAUUCGGCGUUGGCCCACUCCAACGCCUUGCCGGCGAGACAGGAGAUGAGGGCGGAGACGCUCUCGUGUCCCAAGGGCACCGGGUGUACGGUGGCGAGGUAGAGCUCCACCUGUAGCAGGAACCCUUGACACCCGGCAGCGGAGCCAUCGUACGCCCUCGGGAGCGAGAGCCGAAUCCCACUGGGUUCCGGAAUGUGGACAGGAGGACUGACCGAUGGGGAUGGUCCGGUAGGUGGGGGCGUGGGUACCCCGCUGCUUUCCCAUCGGUGGAGAGUGUUCAUCACCCGAUCCAAGGCGUGCCCGAUCUGGUUAAUCCGGUCCUCCUGUCCACGAAGACGGUCCUCCAUGACCUCUGUCGGCGCGGGUGCUCCUGCUGACUCCAUGGUCGGAUGUGGUAUUCUGUCAGUAGCUGAGUGUAGAUGCGGUGAGGAAUCAAGCGCAGGAAACACGGGCGUUCGUCAACAGACUUUAGUAACAAAAAUAACAGCACCAAACAGGCAAACAGCCAACCCAACCGGGAGGCAAAAUACAAAGUACGCACAACAGACACAGUGCGUAAAAAUGACGAUAGCGCACACAGUGCGGACUCUCGGACAAACAACAAUCCUGAGAGUAAUAUCAAAGAGCAACAGCUUGACAAAUAAACAAUACCACAUAACACCUGCCCCCACACACGAAAACUAAAUAGGCAACCAAAUCAAACACUAACAAGGGACAGGUGUACAAACAGACAAAACCAAACAAACAUGAAACAUCGAACGGUGGCAGCUAGUACUCCAGGGACGACGACCGCCGAAGCCUGCCCGAACAAGGAGGAGGAGCAGCCUCGGCCGAAACCGUGACACUUGGUCCAGACAGAGCCACUCUCUGAAGAAAUGACUACCUUGGUCCAGAGUCUUUUACAGUACAGGAGGCCCCAUACCACCUACAUUACAUGUAUAUUUACGUCAUUUAGCAGACGCUCUUAUCCAGAGCAACUUACAGUUAGUGCAUACAUUAUUCUUUUUUAUUUUCAUACUGGCCCCCCGUGGGAAUCGAACCCACAACCCUGGCAUUGCAAACGCCAUGCUCUACCAACUGAGCUACCUCCCUGCCGGCCAUUCCCUCCCCUACCCUGGACGACGCUGGGCCAAUUGUGCGCCGCCCCAUUGGUCUCCCGGUUGCGGCCGGCUACAGCAGAGCCUGGAUUCAAACCAGGAUCUCUAGUGGCACAGCUAGCACUGCGAUGCAAUGCCUUAGACCACUGCGCCACUCGGGAGGUUGGAUCCAUUUGACACGUGAUUUAUUUACAGAUGUAUUUAACAGGAUCGUUGGAGACAGAGUAGACCAUGUAGAUGGAGAAUAACUAACCAUAGAUAAUAUAUGAUGACGUUAAUAAUCCUACAUGUGUAAUGUAGCAAAAUACAAGUGUUAAAAUGACAUGUUUUAUGCUAGUUUCUAUUUACCUAUGUCACAAUCAUUUAUAAUCACAUAUACACACCGUGUAACAUUAUAGUUCCUGGAGAUUGUGCUACGUAAUUGCUCCUAUACCAUUGCCUUCCAGAACUUUUGUAUGACUUACACAAACAGUGAGAGCUGAGUCUACCAGGGCUACCUUCUAGCUGCAGGUUAUUGAUAUGGUGUAGAGUUUCACACUGGGGGAGUGAUAUUUGAUCACGGUAACUACAGCAACAUUAUUUAUAUUUCAGCAUAGGAAAGCAAGUAUUCCCAUUGAUAGGCUUGGUAGGUACACUCUUAGAAAAAAGGGUUCCAAAAGGGUUCUUCGGCUGUCCCCAUAGGAGCACCCUAUUUGGUUUUAGGUAGAACCCUUUUGGGUUCCAUGUAAGGUUUUACAUGGAACACAAAAGGAUUAUACCUGGAACCAAAAAGGGUUCUUCAAAGGGUUCUCCUAUGGCACGUGUCAAACUCAUUCCACGGAGGGCCGAGUGUCUGCGGGUUUUCACUUCUCCCUUGUCCUUGAUUGAUGAAUUAAGGUAACUGAUUAGUAAGUAACUCCCCUCACCUGGUUGUCUAGGUCUUAACUGAAAGGAAAAACCAAAAACCAGCAGACACUAGGCCCUCUGUGGAAUGAGUUUGACACCCCUGUCCUAUGGGGACAGCCAAAGAACCCUUUUAGGUUCUAGAUAGCACCUUGUUUUCUAAGACGAUAGCCUAUUAUUCUCACUGUUGAAUUGUAGUUAUUAACUCUUUAUUCUAAAUACAGUGGAAAAGAGGAUCGAUAAUAAAGUAGAUUCAGCUGUGGAUUUCACAUUCAGCAUGAGGAAAAAAGGCCCUUCUUGGAAGGCAAGGUCGGCCUUGCUCAUACACAAUAAGAAAAGCUGUCUAUUCUGUGCUUUACAUACAGAGAAAACAGACUGAAUCGACCUUGUAAAAAAGGAGCCAAGAAAGAAAGAGAAAAGCUAGAAACAACCACUCCUUUCUUCCUUCCACCUGGUUUAGGUAGUGAUGAGCAAGCUGAAGUUGAAAGGCCUCUUGCCUCCCCCAUCCAGGGGAGAUAAUGGAUAUGACCUGACAGCUCAUAAAACAGCAUAAUUAGCUGGUUAGGCCGGCUGUGUUAUUUUCCAAUCAGGGGUUUUCUUUCAUGUCCGUCAGCCCACGUUGGAGGAAAACAUUUCCACUGCUGUCGGGGGGAACGGGGGUUAUCAUAAAUUUGACUCUGGAAUAGCCCGCCGGUCCAAAGAGAGGGGAGAGAAUGUGGACAAGCCUAGC